AUGGGUCUCUAUGAUCUCAGCAAAGACUCCAUCUUUAUCACCUACAAUUACCGAAAUGGCAUUGCCGGUGUUGCUAACGGACCAACCUUUACUCACGAAGGAGGCGCCACCAAUGUUGCCGUUCGUGAUACAGAACAAGCCUACAUACGAAGCAGAAUUCUACGCUGGUCACUACAAUUGGACCGGACCAUUAGUCAUCACACACACGAGCUUCACGAGAAGAAUAGCGACGUUACAAGCGGUAUCAAUAGCACCGCUGAGGUUGCCGAUAGAAUACGCAUAUACUCCCCUGGGAUUACUGACACUGUCAUCAACGAAAUCCUCGCUCUCUAUCCCGAAAGUGAUUACGCCUCUCCCGGACUUCGCUUCUCAGACAUAGGGCAAAGCUUCGAAUGGACCUCACACAAUUUGGCUUUGACUUCACAACCAAACUUGGAAUGCAAUGGUUGCAUUAGCGCGGAUUAUGCAAAAGUAUCUUUUGUUUUCGCAUUGACUGGCAAUCCUAAUACCCUGUGGCCAAAUGACAAAAUGGAAUGGCCUUUAUACAACACCAGUACCAAUGGUGUGGAAAUUGUUUUCAAUACAACUAUGUACUUGCAAGCGGAUUCUUUAGCCAACGCCAAAUCUAGAUUUUGGAAUAAGGCUCUGUGGUACUAG
Botrytis sinoallii is the source of this 657-nucleotide messenger RNA. RefSeq lists its product as uncharacterized. The record is from RefSeq and is a predicted model, not a curated record. Lineage: Eukaryota; Fungi; Ascomycota; Leotiomycetes; Helotiales; Sclerotiniaceae. The transcript is spliced from 4 exons. The coding region runs from base 1 to 657 and encodes 218 amino acids.